Messenger RNA from Ornithorhynchus anatinus (platypus), 2418 nucleotides. RefSeq names its product solute carrier family 16 member 6 (gene SLC16A6). Gene Ontology annotation, molecular function: monocarboxylic acid transmembrane transporter activity. The record is from RefSeq and is a predicted model, not a curated record. The transcript is spliced from 7 exons. NCBI's taxonomy places the organism in Eukaryota, Metazoa, Chordata, Mammalia, Monotremata, Ornithorhynchidae. Gene Ontology annotation, biological process: transmembrane transport; monocarboxylic acid transport. The coding region runs from base 394 to 1962 and encodes 522 amino acids.
AAGAUCACCACUCUUCGGCUCGCCAGAUCGAGGGGAAUCCCAUGAAUUGAUCAUCUCAAACCCCAAAGGAAGUCUCGGAGGACAAGCCUCUUGAAGACCUGCAGGCAAAUCCCGUUCUGGGGAAGAAUCCAUCUGCAACACAAAUGAUGCCAGGACAGCCAACACCCAGACACACCAUCCUGCCACCUCUAGGGCCAACACCCCCCUGCUGCUUCUCUCCCAAGCACCCACGCCAAGCGUGCCAUGUAACAGGAGAGAAGCCCCGAACCUUCCAUCUAAGUCGUCCCGGACUCCUGUGGCCAGCCGGUCUCACCUCCCAGCCUAGACCCUCAGUCAGGAGACGGGUCAUUUUCACCCAAAGGCAGCUCCAGGUGGCAUCUCUGCAGAUCGAGAAUGACGGUGAAGACCACCAAGCUCUGCGCCAGUACCAAUGUAUAUAGCCAAGUGCCUGAUGGAGGAUGGGGCUGGACCAUAGCCUUUGCUUUCUUCUUUGUCGAAGCGCUCACGUAUGGCAUCAUCAAGUCCUUUGGUGUCUUCUUUAAUGACUUAAUGGAAUGCUUUAAGGAAACCAAUAGCAGGAUCUCCUGGAUAAUCUCCAUCUGUGUGUUUGUAUUGACAUUUUCAGCGCCCCUGGCCACCAUCCUGACGAAUCGUUUUGGCCACCGCCCGGUGGUGAUGCUCGGAGGAGGAAUCAUCAGCGUCGGGAUGGUCCUGGCCUCUUUUUCCCGCAUGGUUUUUCACAUGUACAUCACCAUCGGGAUCAUCUGUGGUUUGGGUUUCUGCCUUAGCUUUCUCCCAACCGUCACCAUUCUGUCCCAGUACUUUGACAAAAAGCGUUCGCUGGUCACCGCAGUUGCUUCCACCGGAGAGUGUUUUGCCAUGUUUACUUGUGCUCCAGCUAUCACCGCUCUGAAAGAACAGAUAGGCUGGAGGCACAGCCUCAUGUUCGUGGGCGUGUUGCAGUUAAACAUCGUCAUCUGUGGGUUACUGCUGCGGCCGAUCGUGAUCAAAGUCCCGGAGGUGGUCAAGAUCCCUGCCGCCGAGGGUCACACCGAAGGGCAGCACAUGCUGGAAUACGAGAAGACCCGCACCUCCAUCGACUCCAUCGACUCGGGGGUCGAACUCACUACCUCACCCCGAAACGCCCCCGGCCAGGCCAAGACCGACAAGAAGAGCCACGACCCAAAGAAGAACACCCAGAAUCCGGGACAACCCAGCGGUGAGCAGGCGAGCAAGAAGACACCCCUGUUGGACUUUUCCAUCAUGAAGGAGCCCUAUUUCAUCUGCUAUGCCCUUUUCGGGCUCUUCUCCACCCUGGGCUUCUUUGCCCCGUCCCUGUACAUCAUCCCGCUCAGCAUCAGCCUGGGCAUCGACAAGGAUCAGUCAGCCUACAUGCUCUCCGCCAUGGCCAUCGCGGAAGUCUUUGGGAGAAUUGGGGCUGGCUGGGUCUUCAACAGGGAGCCGAUCCGGAAGAUCUACCUGGAGCUGGUGUGCGUCCUCUUGCUGACCGUGGCUCUCUUUGCCUUCACUUUCGCUUCGGGAUUCUGGGGGCUCAUGGUCUGCAGCGUCUUCUUUGGGUCAGUGCUGGGCACGGUCACGGGGACUCACAUCCCCCUGCUCGCCGAAGACGACGUGGUUGGGAUCGAGCAGAUGUCCUCGGCCGCCGGGGUCUACAUCUUCGCCCAGAGCCUGUCGGGCCUGGCCGGACCGCCGCUUUCAGGGAUGCUGGUGGACAGCACCAACAAAUACAGCUCGGCCUUCUACUCGUGCGCCGUGGGUACCCUCCUGGGCGCCGCCUUCCUGGCCUUAGUGCGGCCCUGCAAGAUGGGACUGUUCAGCCGGCAGCGCCAGGCCAAGGACAAAGGCAACUCCAAAGCUCUACAAGACCUACCCGAAGACUUUCUCGAGAUGGACCUCGGAAAACCAGACGCCUCCGUUCCCAACCGCCAAGACCUAGUAUGAUCGCCCGGUCCCCUGAAGCGUAACACUGUGUCCACUGGAAAAACAAACCAACAAAAACACACUAGAUAAUCACUCCGCUCCACCGUCGACAUUUUAAAGGGAAUGUAAAUGUGAACUGUGCUCCCAACUACUUUGUUUUUUAAAGGUUUCUUUCUUUUUUUUUUUUUUUUAAAGCGAGCCAAAAACCACUUCCACAGAGAACUUGGCUUUAGACAUCUAGCAAUACAAGAAAGAUGUCAGAGAUCCGUGGGUUCGCAUUUGGGUUUUUAAAGAGGGGGAUGAACAUCAGAGAGGUUCAGGUAGAUUCCAGUUCCACGUGGCAAACGGGUGAAUUUCCGACCCUCGAUCCAGGCGGAAGGAACCCUUCCCGAAUCGGAAAUUGCCAUUGGCGCUGCAAGCUCCAGACCUGCCUUGGGGGAUGAAUAGAUUAAAUAUAAGUAAAACCAGUAAUUCCGA